AUGCCCAUACACAGGAUUCUCAGAAGGUGUUUUUCAACACGUAGUUAUAAGCCACCAACUAAGGAGAUUUUACAUCCCUACGUCAAUGAGCCUGAACAUUUAUCACUUCAUCCGACCUAUAAAACUGCGAAGAUUACUGGCUUGCAAGAAUUUAUACCCAAAGAUUACUACCGACAUUUGAGGUUGGAGUCGACCAGAAGCGGCGAGUAUUUGGGAGAGGAUUUCCCUUACAAUUUUCUGGGUAAAACUCGAGUCUGGCGAAAUCGUAAAUAUAAUGUAAAGGUGAAUCCAGUCCCUAUUGAUGUUUCUAGAAUAAAAUGUGUUGAUUAUUACAAGAGGCUCCAAGUAUGGUCUGCACAUUGGUUUGAAAACGGAAUCCGGAGAAUGAGAUGGUUCAGAUGUGCUUACGGGUUCAAUAGAGCUAAAAAGGCUGCUGAAGAGUUUAGGAAAACAUUGAUAAUGGCAGGUCGGGUUUACGAUAUGAAAACUGAGAGUCAAAAACGCCUAGAAUCUGAGAGACUUAAAUCACUUCGACAUUUAAGGAGCAAAAGGUUUGAAUUUGUUGUAAAAAGAAAGCUGUAA
Theileria annulata is the source of this 582-nucleotide messenger RNA. RefSeq lists its product as uncharacterized. Lineage: Eukaryota; Apicomplexa; Aconoidasida; Piroplasmida; Theileriidae. The transcript has 4 exons. Gene Ontology annotation, biological process: regulation of DNA-templated transcription. Gene Ontology annotation, molecular function: DNA-binding transcription factor activity. The record is from RefSeq and is a predicted model, not a curated record. Bases 1 to 582 code for a protein of 193 amino acids.